GGGGCGGGCAGCCAAUGGGAAGGCCAGCGCGGGGCGGGGUGGUUCGCGGGGGGUGCGCAGGCGGCGAGAGGAAGAUGGAGAGAGCCGAGCGCCAAUCGAGAGCCGUGCGCGAGUGACGCCAGCAGGGAAAUGCCCGGAGCUCACCUUGCGGAGGGACUGGAGUGGACGUUGGAUGACUAGGACCGGGGGCCAUGCAGGGCAUUGAGGAGCCGGGCGCUGGGAGUUGCAGCCAUUGGCCUGUCAGGAGAAGCCCCUGGGGCUUGUCUCCCGGUUGACCCUUGGUUGGAGGGGGUGCUCGCAGAAGUGAGGAAAUGCAGCCGCCAAUUCAUGGACAAACUUAAAACCUUACAAGCUUCCAGCCCCAGAGGAAUCUCCAAAAACUCAGAGCCUCCCAGGCGCUGCAUCCUAGAAUGUACGACUUGAAACCGUUUGGGCUCAGGGAAACCUGGGGGUUUCAAAGCCCAUCACCGAGAAGGCAGAUCCCCCACCCCACUCACCAGCUCUGUGACCUCUGUGGGCAAGUCGCUUGACUACUUUUGAGCCUCCGUUUUCCCCAUCUGCUUAAUAGAAUGAUGAUGAGAUGGACCUCAAAGAGCCGUGCCUGCCCACAGACAAGGACCCAAUGCCCAACCCCAGGCCAGCCAAGCCCUCGGCCCCUUCUUUGGCCCUCGGCCCAUCCCCAGGACCCUCGCCCAGCUGGAAAGCUGCACCCAAGACCUCAGACCUGCUGGGGCCCAGGGGCCCAGGGGGAACCUUCCAGGGCCGGGAACUCCGAGGCGGGGCCCAUGCCUCCUCCUCAACCUCAAACCCCAUGCCACCAUCGCAGCUGCAGCUCCCCACAGUGCCCCUAGUCAUGGUGGCACCCUCUGGGGCACGGCUGGGCCCCUCGCCCCACUUGCAGGCACUCCUCCAGGACAGGCCACACUUCAUGCAUCAGCUCUCAACAGUGGAUGCCCAUGCCCGGACACCCGUGCUGCAGGUGCACCCACUGGACAGCCCAGCCAUGAUCAGCCUCCCACCACCAACCGCUGCCACUGGGGUCUUCUCCCUCAAGGCCCGGCCCGGUCUGCCACCUGGGAUCAACGUGGCCAGCCUGGAGUGGGUGUCCAGGGAGCCGACAUUGUUGUGCACCUUCCCCAGCCCUGGUGCGCCCAGGAAGGACAGCACCCUUUCAGCUGCGUCCCAGGGCUCCUACCCACUGCUGGCAAAUGGCGUCUGCAAGUGGCCCGGAUGUGAGAAGGUCUUCGAGGAGCCGGAGGACUUCCUCAAGCACUGCCAGGCGGACCAUCUCCUGGAUGAGAAGGGCAGGGCGCAGUGUCUCCUCCAGAGGGAGGUGGUACAGUCUCUGGAGCAGCAGCUGGUACUGGAGAAGGAGAAGCUCGGUGCUAUGCAGGCCCACCUGGCUGGGAAGAUGGCCCUGAACAAGGCUCCCUCUGCAGCAUCCUCCGACAAGGGCCCCUGCUGUAUUGUAGCGGCAGGUCCCGCAGGCGGUGCCCUCCCAGCCUGGCCCGGCCCCCAGGGGGCCCCCGACAGCCUGUUUGCGGUACGGAGGCACCUCUGGGGCAGCCACGGAAACAGCACAUUCCCAGAGUUCUUUCACAACAUGGACUACUUCAAGUUUCACAACAUGCGGCCCCCUUUCACCUACGCCACCCUCAUCCGCUGGGCCAUCCUGGAGGCUCCCGAGAAGCAGCGGACACUCAAUGAGAUCUACCACUGGUUCACACGCAUGUUCGCCUUCUUCCGAAACCACCCUGCCACCUGGAAGAAUGCCAUCCGCCACAACCUGAGCCUACACAAGUGCUUCGUGCGGGUGGAGAGCGAGAAAGGGGCCGUGUGGACUGUGGAUGAGUUCGAGUUCCGCAAGAAGAGGAGCCAGAGGCCCAGCAGGUGCUCCAACCCCACGCCUGGCCCCUGACCUCAAGGCCAAGGAAGGAAAGGAAGGAAGGGGCCAAAAUGGAGGGAGGGGGGCAGAGGUGAUGUGGGGUGGGGUGGGUGGGGCAGGGAUGACAAGCCCUGGACAUACCUGCAAGGACCAAGAAGUGAGGUGUCCACUGUCUUGCCUGUCAGGGACCCUGCUCCCCAGCUGACUACCCCUCCUGACUCAUAUCCUCUGCACCAAGGUUGCUCAGAGGGGACCUGGUGCCAGUCCCGGAUCUCCCCCCCACCCCCACCCCCCCUGCCACCAGCUCCGCAGCCAAACAGAGCCUUCACAACCUUACAUGUGGCCAGCCUCCAUCACUCUCAUAGCUGAUCUCAGGGCUGGAAAAGUCACACAGACACACAGAUGGUCACAGGCCACAAUCCCAUCACUUGGACUCAACACAAGAUGCCGGACACCAAGAGCCUUCCUUAGUACACCCAGACAACCUCACCACUGCAGUCAUACAGACAACCACACCUGAUCACAGUCCGGUCACACAUGUGCAAGGUGCCCUGUCACAGUGGCUGACCCAGACACACAUGCAGAAGCAACCUCGGUGCGCUCAAGUGCUCUCUGGUCUGGGAAAGUGACACAGAUCCGUGACCUGUCACGCACAGGCUCACAUAAGCUCCCAACACAUGGACUCAGUCACAGGCACAGCCCAUUAGAACUCCCCUGUGCAGCUCCCACACACACACACAUACACGCCCAGCACCCAGUGGUUUUCCCCAGAGCCCCCACAAACACAGCCACACACACUGACUCACCAAAACAUAACCCCGUGUCACACCUGCCACCCACCCCACUCACAUUCCCUAUGCCAUGUGCCCCCCCAUCUCCGAUCCAUGCCUCAGCUUAGACUGAAGACUGAGCCCCUCAUUUAUUUGGGAUCCCAGGCCCCCAACCCCCAGUCCUCUCCCUCCAAUAAAUGGUGGCCUGGCUCCCCCACUCUGGA
Messenger RNA from Choloepus didactylus (southern two-toed sloth), 2879 nucleotides. It is a transcript of the gene FOXP3, whose product is annotated as forkhead box P3. Bases 581 to 1918 code for a protein of 445 amino acids. The record is from RefSeq and is a predicted model, not a curated record. Gene Ontology annotation, biological process: regulation of transcription by RNA polymerase II. Gene Ontology annotation, molecular function: DNA-binding transcription repressor activity, RNA polymerase II-specific; RNA polymerase II cis-regulatory region sequence-specific DNA binding. The transcript has 13 exons. Gene Ontology annotation, cellular component: nucleus. Lineage: Eukaryota; Metazoa; Chordata; Mammalia; Pilosa; Megalonychidae.